This is a messenger RNA of Elephantulus edwardii (Cape elephant shrew), 844 nucleotides long. It is a transcript of the gene BAG2, whose product is annotated as BCL2-associated athanogene 2. The coding region runs from base 209 to 844 and encodes 211 amino acids. NCBI's taxonomy places the organism in Eukaryota, Metazoa, Chordata, Mammalia, Macroscelidea, Macroscelididae. Gene Ontology annotation, biological process: protein stabilization. Gene Ontology annotation, molecular function: adenyl-nucleotide exchange factor activity; protein-folding chaperone binding. The transcript is spliced from 3 exons. The record is from RefSeq and is a predicted model, not a curated record.
GCCGCCGCAGCCCCCUCGCAGGCGGCAGCCCCCAGCCCCGCGGGCGGGCGGCGCGCCUGGCCUUCUUUGGCCACGCGGCAGCAGCAGUGCCGAGGCGUCAGAGGGAGGCGGGCGCCCCGCGCGGUGACGGCGACGCCUGCGGGAGCUCCACUCACCGCUGUCGCCUGAGAGCCUGGUGACCUUUUGGCCGCCCGCCGCGGAGGCUCAGAUGGCUCAGGCGAAGAUAAACGCGAAAGCCAACGAAGGGCGCUUCUGCCGCUCCUCCUCCAUGGCGGACCGCUCCAGCCGCCUGCUGGAGAGCCUCGACCAACUGGAGCUCAGGGUUGAAGCUUUGAGAGAAGCAGCAAGUGCUAUUGAGCAAGAGAAAGAAAUUCUGCUGGAGAUGAUUCACAGUAUUCAGAACAGCCAGGACAUGAGGCAGAUCAGUGAUGGAGAAAGAGAAGAAUUAAAUCUGACUGCAAAUCGCUUGAUGGGGCGAACACUUACUGUUGAAGUUUCAGUAGAAACAAUCCGAAAUCCCCAACAGCAAGAAUCCCUGAAGCACGCCACUAGGAUUAUUGAUGAUGUGGUCAAUAAGUUUCUGGAUGAUCUAGAAAAUGCCAAGAGUCACUUAAUGUCACUCUACAGUGCUUGUUCUUCUGAGGUGCCACCGGGGCCAGUUGACCAGAAGUUUCAGUCUAUAGUCAUUGGCUGUGCUCUUGAAGACCAGAAGAAAAUUAAGAGAAGAUUAGAGACUCUGCUUAGAAAUAUUGAGAACUCCGACAAGGCCAUCAAGCUGUUAGAGCAUUCUAAAGGAGCUAGUUCCAAAACGCUGCAACAGAAUGCUGAAAACAGAUUUAAUUAG